Molecule: messenger RNA, 2871 nt
Organism: Myotis lucifugus (little brown bat)
Lineage: Eukaryota; Metazoa; Chordata; Mammalia; Chiroptera; Vespertilionidae
Product: protein unc-45 homolog A
Molecular function (GO): Hsp90 protein binding
Source: RefSeq, a predicted model, not a curated record
UCAGGGGGCGGGGCAUCCCACGGCGGAUUCCGGCGUCUGGGCUUCGCCCGCCCCAGAGCCCGCGACGGCGCGCGCCAGGGAGGUCCUCCGCGAUGACGGCCAGCUCCGUGGAGCAGCUGCGGAAAGAUGGCAACGAGCUGUUCAAAUGCGGGGACUACGAGGGCGCCCUGGCGGCCUACACCCAGGCCCUGGAUCUGGGUGCGACGCCCCAGGACCAGGCCAUCCUGCACCGGAACCGGGCCGCCUGCCACCUUAAGCUGGAAGAUUACAGCAAAGCAGAAACCGAGGCCUCCAAAGCCAUCGACAAGGACGGCGGGGACGUCAAGGCGCUUUACCGGCGGAGCCAGGCCCUGGAGAAGCUGGGCCGCCUGGACCAGGCCGUCCUGGACCUGCAGAGGUGCGUGAGCCUGGAGCCCAAGAACAGAGUUUUCCAGGAGGCCCUGCGCAGCAUCGGGGGCCAGAUUCAGGAGAAGGUGCGGUACAUGUCCUCCACGGAUGCCAAGGUGGAGCAGAUGUUUCAGAUCCUGCUGGACCCCCAGGAGAAAGGCACCGAGAAGAAGCAGAAGGCUUCCCAGAACCUGGUGGUGCUGGCCCGGGAGGAGGCCGGGGCGGAGAAGAUCUUCCGGAACAACGGGGUGCAGCUCCUGCAGCGCCUGCUGGACACGGGGGAGGCCGACCUGAUGCUGGCGGCCCUGCGCACGCUGGUGGGCAUCUGCUCUGAGCACCAGUCACGGACAGUGGCCACGCUGAGCGUGCUGGGGACGCGGCGGGUGGUCUCCGUCCUGGGCGUGGACAACCAGGCCGUGUCGCUGGCUGCCUGCCACCUGCUGCAGGUGAUGUUUGAUGCCCUCAAGGAAGGCGUCAGGAAGGGCUUCCGAGGCAAAGAGGGCGCCAUCGUGGUGGACCCCACCCGGGAGCUGAAGGUCCUCAUCAGCAACCUGCUGGAGCUGCUGACCGAGGCGGGCGCCUCGGGCCAGGGCCGCGACAACGCCCUGAGCCUCCUGAUUAAGGUGGUGCCCCGCAAGUCUCUCAGGGACCCCGACAACAGCCUCACCCUCUGGGUCAUUGACCAAGGUCUGAAGAAGAUCCUGGCGGUGGGCGGCUCUGUGCCGGAGCCUCCCGGGGCUCGCAUGAGCGCCUCCAUCCUCCUCAGCAAGCUCUUCGACGACCUCAAGUGUGACGCCGAGAGGGAGAACUUCCACCGCCUCUGCGAGAACUACAUCAGGAGCUGGUUUGAGGACCACGGGCUGGCCGGGAAGCUGCGGGCCAUCCAGACGGUGUCCUGCCUCCUGCAGGGCCCCUGCGACGCCGGCAACCGGGCCCUGGAGCUGAGCGGCGUCAUGGAGAGCGUGAUCGCGCUGUGCGCCUCUGAGCGGGAGGAGGAGCAGCUGGUGGCCGUGGAGGCCCUGAUCCACGCGGCCGGCAAGGCCAAGCGGGCCUCCUUCAUCACGGCCAACGGCGUCUCGCUGCUGAAGGACCUGUACAAGCGCAGCGAGAAGGACAGCAUCCGCAUCCGGGCGCUGGUGGGACUCUGUAAGCUGGGCUCGGCCGGAGGGACUGACUUCAGCAUGAAGCAGUUUGCUGAGGGCUCCACCCUCAAACUGGCCAAGCAGUGUCGGAAGUGGCUGUGCAAUGACCAGAUUGACGCUGGCACUCGGCGCUGGGCAGUGGAGGGCCUGGCCUACCUCACCUUUGAUGCUGACGUGAAGGAGGAGUUCGUGGAGGACGAGGCGGCCCUGAAGGCUCUGUUCCAGCUCAGCCAGUCCGAGGAGCGGUCGGUGCUGUUUGCGGUGGCCUCGGCGCUGGUGAACUGCACCAACAGCUACGACUACGAGGAGCCCGACCCCAAGAUGGUGGAGCUGGCCAAGUACGCCAAGCAGCACGUGCCCGAGCAGCACCCCAAGGACAAGCCGAGUUUCGUGCGGGCCCGGGUGAAGAAGCUGCUGGCGGCGGGCGUGGUGUCCGCCAUGACGUGCAUGGUGAAGACGGAGAGCCCCGUGCUGACCAAUUCCUGCCGGGAGCUGCUGUCCAGGGUCUUCCUGGCUUUGGUGGAAGAGGCGGAGGACCGCGGCACGGUGGUUGCCCAGGGAGGGGGCAAGGCUCUGCUCCCGCUGGCCCUGGAAGGCACGGACGUGGGGCAGACAAAGGCUGCCCAGGCUCUCGCCAAGCUCACCAUCACCUCCAACCCAGAGAUGACCUUUCCCGGAGAGCGGGUCUAUGAGGUGGUCCGGCCCCUGGUGUCCCUGCUGCACCUCAACUGCUCAGGCCUGCAGAACUUCGAGGCGCUCAUGGCUCUCACAAACCUGGCGGGGAUCAGUGAGAGGCUCCGAUAUCUUCGGGUGAGGAUUAAUGAAAAGAAAAAAAAGGCUCUUGGCCAUAACUGCAGGCUCCAGAGUCAGACGGCCUGGGUUCGAGUCCUGGUUUCUCUGGUUACUGGCGUGAAACCUCAAGCAAGUUACUUAAUCUCUCCGUGCCUCAGUUUCCCCCUCUGUGAAAUGGGAUGGUUAUAGUACCCGCCUCGUCAAAUCCUGGUGAAAAGAAUUAAAUGAGAAAAUACAUGUAAAAGCUCUUAAUACGAAGCUGCCUGGCUCCCGGUGAUGUGCCCGAUUGAUAUGUAUUCGCUGUUAUUACUCAUUGUGACCUUGACUGCAUGGCUCACUCCACAGCCUUGGUUUUCUCUUCUGCAACGUAGUCAUGCCAGUCACACCUGCACCUCCAGCAGGGGGCGUGGGGAGGAGGAGGUCAGACAGCCUGAGUGCCAGUCAGGGUCAGGGCUCAAUGGCAGUGUCAGCAUCGCCAUCACCACCACCUUCGUCCGCGAACUCCUAGUUCAGAGCCUUUCCCACGGUCCCACGUCAGCGCCCAGGCCUG